This is a messenger RNA of Vigna radiata var. radiata (mung bean), 1025 nucleotides long. Its product is annotated as abscisic acid receptor PYL12-like. Gene Ontology annotation, molecular function: abscisic acid binding; protein phosphatase inhibitor activity; signaling receptor activity. The record is from RefSeq and is a predicted model, not a curated record. NCBI's taxonomy places the organism in Eukaryota, Viridiplantae, Streptophyta, Magnoliopsida, Fabales, Fabaceae. The transcript has 2 exons. Gene Ontology annotation, biological process: abscisic acid-activated signaling pathway. Gene Ontology annotation, cellular component: nucleus; cytoplasm. The coding region runs from base 71 to 616 and encodes 181 amino acids.
GCAAAGGGUCUUUCAGAAACCCCCAAAGAGAAUCAAAAGCUACUUCUUGCAGUGAGAACCGUGGAUGUAGAUGCUUUGCAAGCCAGAUUUACAGACUCCAACCAUAAAAGAUAUGCUUAAAACUUACCAUAACUCCAAACUCUGUUCAAACCAGUGUGGUUCUAGCCUUAUGCAAACAAUCGACGCACCUUUACCUCUGGUAUGGUCCCUUAUCAGGCGCUUUGAGAACCCACAAGGUUACAAACUUUUUGUCAAGAAGUGCACCAUGGUUGCCGGAGAUGGUGGCAUUGGAAGUGUACGUGAGGUGAUGGUCACAUCCGGGUUACCGGCUGGUGUUAGUGUGGAGAGGUUAGACAAGCUUGAUGAUGAGAAACAUGUUUUAAAGUUUAGCAUCAUUGGCGGUGAUCACAGGCUUGUGAAUUACAGUUCCACGAUUACUUUGCAUGAAGAAGAAGAGAAAUAUGGGGGGAGGACGGUGGCGAUUGAGUCGUACGUGGUGGAUGUUCCGGCAGGAAGUAGUGAGGAAGACACGUGCUGCUUUGCGAAUACCAUCAUAGCUUGCAAUCUUAGGUCCUUGGCUAAGAUCACAGAACAAAUGGUUCGUAAGGCUAAGUAAAAAUAGCGUAAAACUAUUUGCUUGACGUGUGUGCUAUGUUUUGCUUAUGUGACUUAUUAAUAAAGGAAAAGUUCGAUUGAGAAGCUUGGCUAAUAUAAGAGAAGUUUGAAAGUUCAAUCAGCAAAGGAGAAGCUCGACUAAAAAGCUCAGCCUGCAUACUAGCAACGUCAACCACCAAAGCUUAUUUCGUUUACAACUAUAGAUUUAGAAGAUUGAACUUUCGUAAAAGAGAAGGAAGAAAGAGAAAACAUUAUAAAGUGUCAGCUGGCUAUGGCUACAUUUACGAGGGUCUCAAGCUUCUCUUCUACUAACAAAUCAUGUAAGCAAAAACAACACUCGUCAUGUAAACAGUAUCACAAUGUACACUCUUUCAUUAAUAAUGUAAAAGCUGUCAUGAAAAAGAAUUAAA